Branchiostoma belcheri (Belcher's lancelet) is the source of this 5338-nucleotide messenger RNA. RefSeq names its product probable beta-tubulin polyglutamylase. Gene Ontology annotation, biological process: microtubule cytoskeleton organization; protein polyglutamylation. Gene Ontology annotation, molecular function: tubulin-glutamic acid ligase activity; tubulin binding. NCBI's taxonomy places the organism in Eukaryota, Metazoa, Chordata, Leptocardii, Amphioxiformes, Branchiostomatidae. The record is from RefSeq and is a predicted model, not a curated record. Gene Ontology annotation, cellular component: cilium.
UUGCAGAAGGCCCUGUUGAGUUGGCUGAUCAACAUCGCCUUGGCUUACCUACUAGUACUACAUGUACUGCGAGUACAUUGUACAUCUAGAGACUGUACGUGAGUUGCUGCAGUCAUGGUGAAUUUGAAGUUGCCUGUGCAAUAGAUGCUGCAGUGUUUGACCAACAGGCCCAGGCUAGGGUUCCUUAGCGUUGUGCUGCGUACCACCUGCUGCACUGGAUUUGUGUCCGGACUUCUUCCAUCCAGGACUAGUAUUGUUGAUGGUUACGGGAUACUCUCUGCAUCCAGAGUAUACUCAGCCUGACUGUUUGUUAUUGGACAUUGGCACCCAAGACCUACGACUCUACGAGUGCCUGUAUGACUAGUUAGCAUCGCAGGCUUGUCCUACCCAGGCCUGUACGUAGCAGGUAGGCUGUAUCCAUGGUGAACCUCACUGUCAAAGGGAAGAUGCAUUAUGAGGAGGAGCUGCGGCAGAUCAUGGGUCGUCCAUUUUACCUCCCCCCACUGCAGCCUGACAAAACAGCUACCAAGCCCCAGUGCCCUGUUUGUGCGAGUAGAAACUUCCAUGUCACUGGCCAAACUAAGGAGAAAAUAGUACUUCCAACUAUCAACCCAAGUUUUAAGAUGGUGAAGAAGCCUGAUGAUAUUGACGAUGAUCAUGAUGUGAGUGAUGCUGAUGAGAAUGACGACAAGAAGGAAGACUCGGACUCAGAUGAUGAGAACUAUAAUGACAGUGACAAUAAUAACAAUGACAGUGACAGUGAUGAGGACGAUGACGUCGUGCAAGAUGACAUCAUUCCCAGAGGCACCAUCUCCAGCAUCUCCAGGCUGAGUCUGAAUGACAAACCAGGACUCCAUGUGGAUGAUGAUGGGGUGAUCAGGGGGAGAAUAGUCGAUGAUGAUGAUGACGACGACGAUGAUGAUGAAGAUCAAGACCAGGAUGAAGAAGUGGAUGGAGAAGGGUAUGGGGAGUUAGAGGAUGCUGGGGAGGCCGAGGGUGAGGGAGAUGGGGAGGAAGAGGAGGGGGAAGGAGAAGGAGGGGCUAGCGGUGCAGAUGAAGUGGAAGAAAAAGUAGAAAUCCAACCAAUCAUAGUCAAAAAGAAGAAGAAAAAGAAGAAAAGGUGGAUCGGCAUAAGCACUGUCAACUGUAAAUAUGAAAGUGUAAGAAGAGUGGCCAGGCGGUUUGGGAUACGGGAGGUUGGAGAGGAUGAGGACUGGUCGCUGUACUGGACAGACUACUCUGUAUCACUGGAAAGAGUCAUGGAGAUGAAGAGAUUCCAGAAAAUAAACCACUUUCCAGGCAUGAGUGAGAUCUGCAGGAAAGAUCUGCUGGCUAGGAACAUGAACAGACUGUACAAGCUGUUCCCCAAGGAGUACAGCGUCUUCCCCAAGUCUUGGUGUAUGCCUGCAGACUAUGGAGACUUCCAAGCCUACUGCCGACAGAAGAAAAACAAGACGUUUAUCUGCAAGCCAGAUUCAGGCUGCCAGGGGCGUGGCAUCUUCCUGUCCAAGAACGCCAAGGACAUCAAGCCUGGCGAUCACAUGACCUGUCAAGUCUACAUCAGCAAGCCUUUCCUCAUCGACAGCUUCAAGUUUGACCUGAGGAUCUACGUUUUAGUCACGUCGUGUGACCCCCUCAGAGUCUAUGUGUUCCGUGAUGGGCUGGGAAGAUUCGCUACAAAAACCUACACAGAACCUAGCAACCAUAACCUGGACCAAGUUUGCAUGCAUCUGACAAACUACGCAAUAAACAAGCACAGCGAUGACUUCAUCCGGGAUGACGAGUGCGGCAGCAAACGGAGGAUCACCACCAUCAACGAGUGGCUGGAGGAGCACUGCUACGACGUGCAGAAGAUGUGGGACGACAUCGAUGAUGUCAUCAUCAAGACGCUCAUCUCGGCACACCCCAUCCUGAAGCACAACUAUCGCACCUGCUUCCCCAACCACAUCAAGGGGUCUGCCUGCUUCGAGAUCCUGGGCUUUGAUAUCAUUCUGGACAGGAAACUGAAACCAUGGCUUCUCGAGGUGAACCACUCUCCCAGCUUCCACACCGAUGCUCCUCUAGACAAGGAGAUUAAGGAGGCCCUCCUGUAUGACACCCUGAACAUGCUGAACCUCACAGCCUUCGACAGGAGGAGAUGCAUAGAGGAGGACCGCCGGCGCGUCAAGGAAAGGCUGCUGAAGAAGGGCAGAGGAAGGGUUGAGGAGUCCCCUGAGACCAGGGCUAUAAUCCAGGACCAGAUCCAGAGAUACGAGGACAGCCACCUGAACGGCUUCAGGAGGAUCUAUCCCUGUAACAACAUGGAGAAAUACGAGAAGUUUUUUGAGCACAGCGGGUCACUUUUCCAGGAGACAUCAGCUUCCAGGGCCAGGCAAGAGGCAGCGAGGCAACAAAGAGAAGAAAUCCGACAGAAACAAGAAAAGAUGGAUGCUCUGCUGAAAAAGCCCAGCAAAAAGCCAGAGGAGAAGAAGGGACCAGAUGGAAUGAGACCAGAGAGCCCAAAGAACGAAGUAAAAAAGAAACAGGUCAUCAGGAGACCUUUGACCAGGAAAUUGACACAUAGAGAACAGGUGGUACUGCAGAAGAACCUGGCUAAAGAGCCCGAGCCGCUGGACACGCGGGUGCCGCUGGACAUCACGGAGGAGGAGGAGCUGGAGCGGAUCAGCGGGAUGCUGCAGCGAGACAACCUGGUGCGCGGGCUGGGCGUGGUGGAGCACGUGUACAGACUCCUGCACUGUACACCCGGCACCACGGGGUACCUGAAGACUGCAGCGGAGAGGCAGUAUAAUAACCAAAAAGGAGCUGGUUUUGCCGUAGCUAGAUUUCUGCAGGACGUCAUUAAGCAAUCCUGCCUGAAGAGUCAGUUUGGGUCAAACCCUGCUGUGGACGCGUGUGUGGAGUCAGUAGUCAAGUCAGCCAUGGACCGGCAGCAGGGUAGACAUUGCCUAGAACAGGACAUAAACAAGCUGUGUGUUGUAAAGAAGGCAGAGAUGACGCCACAGACAGGGUCCAGGUGCCCCAGUGUCUUAGGUCGAAAGUCACAGAAUCAGAGUAGGACAGCUUCCUCCCAGUCUGUGCAGCAAUCUGAUAGUCAGGCGGACUCUUUGGACCAUCGGCUGAACCAUGAAGCGCAGGGUGUGUCAGGAGGGGACCUCAGUAAGGCAAACCUGUCACACAAUCAGAGUCAGUCUGGACCGGUUCAGCCCGGCAUGCCCUCCACUGUGCGGGGAACCACCACCAUGAACGGCACCAUGACGCUCAGCCAGUGGCCACAAACCAGAGCAGCCGGAGGCAGGACGCUGGGGCAAGUCGUGAACAGUGGGGUCCACAGCAAUAUUCCCCCCUCACAGUCCACGUCCCUGCUAGCUAGGACUCUAGUCCCCAGGAAAGGUUACUAUGCCAGCAGAAACUCUGUCACGACAACUGUUGUACCUGAACAUGAAUGGAAGCACAUAUCAAGUCUGAUGGAGUCAGAAAGUACCACGGCUACCAGCAUGGCCCCUCGGACAACACUUGCCAUGAGGGCAGUGAACACAGGGGGGCAGAAGUGGAGCAGCAGUGACAGUGCUGUUAGUGUUUCCAGUGGGAGGAGAAUUGUCAGUGCCACAGGGCAGAGAGAAGGUGGUACUUCAGCCAGCAGGUUAAAGCUGGGUGCGUCCUUGGUGCCCUACAACUCCCAGUCCCUGGGGACGACGCCCCCGAGCACUGGCUACCACUCAUCAGGCUCCUCGGGAGGCCUGUACACCUUCCCCAACCUCAAGGUCAGCCCCAGCCAGGCCUCCGUCAACCUGUCAGUGGUGUCUGGUCCUGCACCGGUGGCACACCGGCCAGAACUGGUCCCAGCAGUAGGAGGGAGAGAGAAGGAUUCGCCUGGGGGAGGCACUCCGAAUCGACAGGGAGGGGAGGUGGGGUUCCUCAGAUCUACAAGAUCUCAGAGAAUACGAGGAGCAACAAACAACUUAAGAAUAAAGCAACUUGAGAUGAGAGAAAACCAUGCUGUUGUCCUGAGCUGACACAGGCCCAGACCUCAAGUUCAAGGCCCAAAAAGACUGCUUUCCAGUGAAAUUGUAGCCAGUGAAAUGUCCUCAAAAAUGAGAGGCCCCUCCGUCCAAGGUGUUACUUCUCAAAGAAUAAAAUGUGAAAAUGAGUUUGACAAUGUGAGACUAGAAUUUCACUCACUAUAUGGUGUGAGGAAGAACUAUAAUGAAAAAUAUUGAUAUGUGUGUUUGUUCCAUAUAUAUACACCAGUGUUGCAAGGUUGGUUACUCCAAGGCCAGAUGUAGAUCUAUCAAGUAAUUACAUGUGCCAAACAGAACAAAAUUAAGUCAAAGCUGAAGCAGCAAGAGAGAUGUGUUCAGGGGCCAUUUUACAUCAUUUUACCCAUAUGAUGUUAUUUUACAAUAUAAAAAUAAGUAUCUUUGUGAGGUUGGAAACCACAUUGUACAAUUCUAGCCAUAGAUUUGGAGUGAUUUUUAUCAGGAUAACACCUGUACUUAAGCUGUAUGUCCCACUCUUUUAUGCCAGCAAUGUUUUAAUGCUUAUCUUUUGACUUGUGCAAGUGCAUAAACUCUUUUCAUAGCAAUGCCUCUGAUUUGUACAUAGCCUUUUUACUAUCUUAGCAUUGCAUUCUAUGGCUAACAUGUUUUCCUUCUGAAUGUAUAGCCAUAUAUAUGGUUCCUGGUACAUAUUUUGAUACUGAUAUGUGUGUAUAAUUUCAAUUGUCAAAGAAGAGAGAGACUAUUUUAUACAAUUAAGUAUUGUAAAUUUUGAGUUUAUACUAUCUCUUACAUUCUGUCAGGACGUUAUAAAUGCUGCCUUAGCACCACUCUAGAACAGACCAUGGUAGAAGCUUGUACAAUUGCAAUAAUUUCCUGCUAUUACUCCUUUUUACUCUUAAAAGAAACUCUUCACAGAAAUGUACACGUAAUGUUAGAUUAAGCCAUAACAUUGCAUAUGGUUUGGGUGCAAGAUGUGGAAUGUACUACAUUGCCCAACGGUAUGAUCUGAAUGCUGCUAACUAAUUUUAGUGCCUUUUCCUCCUAUUUGUAACCUGUUGCAGGUUAAGAUACGUCUUGUAAAUAUGAUGUGUGUCAAAAAGAGGCUAUUAUGUUAAUGUUCUUCUAGAGCACAUUUUCUGAAACACUUAGGAGACUGAAGCCAACAGGCAGAAGUGUUUUGCUACACAUGUACUAGGUUUCUGAAACAGGAAAGUCAGUAUAGACUUGUUUUUAGGCACAUCCUGCCUCAAUUCCACAUCCUGUUCUAGUGUGUCUCUGGAUGUAUAGAUUAUGUACGUUUUGUGUUGUCUUUACAGCAAUAAAGCUGUGCUUUACUGUAA